Messenger RNA from Lymnaea stagnalis (great pond snail), 4783 nucleotides. The record is from the annotation of a GenBank genome assembly. Lineage: Eukaryota; Metazoa; Mollusca; Gastropoda; Lymnaeidae.
UUUCCGUUUCUUUCUUUCUUCCAUCUUUUAUUUUAUCAAGUGAACACAUCAUAUAAACUUUGAUACAGGACUUCAAAGGUUUAAAAAAAAAUCACGUAGAAAUAUUAUAGUUAAACUUUCUUUUGAACAUUUUCAAAAUGUAUAUGUUUCUUAUUUUAAGGGGGCAUUUCCAAAGUUCAGUAAGCUGGUUUUAUAAUUUGUAUUGAUAGAGCACAACUUCUUUGAUGAUCAACCCCAAAUCAAAGCCUACACACGUUAACGUGGCCCCUGACCUUGUACAACAGGGUUAUGGCGGUGUUCUUGUUCGUCUGUCACAUGCGAAGAUGACAGAGACUAUAUUCCACGUUAGGCACACAGAUGGAGUUGGUUCAAUUCCACUGUAUCUGGCUAUGUGAUUUUAUUAUUUGUUUGUUUGUUGGUGUUUUUUGUGAGCCGAGUGUUUCUUCUCUGAAGAAUGUGUUCUGUCUUACAGUGAGUCUGCAGCGCACGUUCCAUACCACAUCUCUACCACCAAUACAGGUCGAUUUGAGUGAAGCUUUUCAUAAUGUUCUUGAAGUUGUUGUUGUUUUUUUCGUUUUUUUUGUUGAGUCUGCUGUCUGACCUUCUCGAAAAUACAUUGUUCAUGUAAUGUUGCCUUCUUUUUUUAGCAGCAAGUGGAUGUUGAUUAAAUUCAAAACGUAUUUGCACCAUUGUUUCCCGGACUUUGUCGACUGUCACAAUAUUCUUCGAAGUUUAAUGUAAAUAGCGUAGGUGGAGAUGGCUAACUGUCUUGCAAGUCUGUUGCACGUUGUCGCAUGUACAUAACUUGUUGAGUCAGUAGUGGAAACUGAAAAUAAAUUAUUGAACAAUAAUAGAAGUUGACGUUUGUAAGGAAAACAGACACACACUACAAAAUAAAAAAAAGAAAGAAAAUAUUAGAAAAAAAAUCUUGAAAUAUUGACUAAGCAUAUUAAUUCCUGGUCGCUUGGUUAUUCUUAGAUUUUUAAUAUAAAAAAAAUACGAUAUAAAUUUAAACACGUAAACAUUUUAGCAUCGUUUACAUAUAAAUGUAUCGAUGCUUAUCAAAAAAAAAAAAAAAAAAAAAAAAAUUACCCUUUAAAAAAAACCAAAAAAAAAAAAAAAACGCUUGGUUAUUCUUAGAUUUUUAAUAUAAAAAAAAUACGAUAUAAAUUUAAACACGUAAACAUUUUAGCAUCGUUUACAUAUAAAUGUAUCGAUGCUUAUCAAAAAAAAAAAAAAAAAGAAUAGUAAGUUACAUUAGAAAAAACUCCAAGAUAGCGAUAUGAUGAGAGCGGCCAACCAUUCACAAACAAUUUAAAUUAAGUUAACAUGAUUGAAAUAAGGACGGACACCAAACGUUUUUUCAUGUACUUUUUACAGUCGUGCAGUCCGUCAACAUUGCUGGCUAAAUUUUAUUUAUGACAUGAGACAACACUGUUUUGUUUAAACAGGCCAUCUAAACUUGUCGCACUCAAGCCUUGUCCAUCCAGAGGAGAGACCAGUUUUGGGUGAGUGACAGCCUUCACAUUCGCUGCUACCUACAAGAUGCCAUCUAACGCCGUGGUAUUUUUGGGAUGCAUGGCUCUGUCAUUUAUAUCUGGUGAGUUUUCAUUUAUUUUUCUCUUAACCAAAUAAUUAUUUUUUCCAACUACAUAUCCUGAUGCUUAGCAAUAUUUCUUACAGCAGGGUCCAUUUCUACCAUAAUAUCACGAACAUGGUAACGAAGAGAUAAUGUUUAUUUUUAAUGAAACAAAUUAAAAUGAAUUUAUUUUGUGAUCGAAUUAAAAAUGACAAAACUAUAGUGAAAGUUGAUUAGGUAAAAUGAACAAAUCCAACAAAAUUUAAAAGUUGCUAGCCCGCUUACCAAAAUUACACUUAACUUUCGAUUAAAUUAGUUGCAUAUAAAUAAUUGAUCAUUGCAAGUUGAUUCAAGGAAACAGCAUUUAGAGUUGGAGUUUCUUCGUUGAUGACAAACGACUACUUUAGGUUUCGCUGUUAUUUAGAGCAGCAGGCUUCGACAUGUUGUCCCCGGCAAAUAGCUUUCCGGCAAUUCUGAUGCGAUUGAUAGGGUUAAUUUUGGAGUAAGAGGUAAAAAAACAACAACAACAACAUGCUCCCAUCUUUUGCAGCCCGAGAAUCGACUUCUACUUGACGUAACACGUUUUGGUCCUAUAAAUAAAUGUGGGACAGUCACUAAUCAAGAUGUCGGUGAUGGUUUGUUACAAUGAUCUCAAGACAAGAACUUUAGAAUUGCCCAGUCUGCAUUUUGUAUAAAAAAAUUUAAAUGCCGCCCAGCGCUGACCGCCCCUUUUUGCCCCCCUUUCUUACAAGACUGCAUUUCAGGCUCGUUACCGCUCUGAAAACAUUAAGUUGAGUCAUCAAGCCAUGAGCUCCCAAUUACAUUCUGCCAAUAAUAGAAACGUACACAUUUUGAAAAGAAAAAUGUUUAACCAAUCAAUGAAAUAGAAGAGUAACAAUGUGUUCCCUUAUCAAUGUAUUUCUUUAGGCGUCAGCGCUGAUGAUCAUACCGUGGAAGUUGUUGAAAACUGCCAGGCGGCGAUUGACAAGUGCAGCAAAAUUGCAACAACGGACGACGAGAUUGUGUAAGCGCUACUUAUCUAUUUUUUUUUGGUAAUUUCCCCGCAUGAAAUUAGUGUUGGUCCCAAGAACGUUUAGUAUCAAUAGCUUAAGGUAGAUCUACAUCUUAAACACAUAUAGGAGUAAGAAACAGGGGGGGGGGGAGAAGAAGUUAGAGGAGUUUCGAUCCACCUGUGGAAGAAUUCAUUCUCGUUUUAUCAGCGAGACAUAUUUUCGGCGGAUUCUGAGGGUGUUAACAGGGGCUAUGUCGCUAAUGCAAGCUCGGCUAAUGCAUGCUUGGCAAAUGCAUGCUCUCCUAAUGCAAGCUUUAUCGAAAUGCCAAAAUACAUUUAAUGCAUACGAAUAUUUGGCAAACAAACACAAAUCACAUAGACCAGGGCUCGCGAACCUUUUUGUCUGAGAGAGCCAUGGACACCACAUAUUUUAAAAAAGUAAUUCUGUGAGAGCCAUACAUUAUGUUUAAAAGUAAAAAUUCAAGUAAAUGUGUGCAUUUUGUCUAAUUUCAGCACUAAAAAUGCACUAAUUAUGUCUCUGAAUUCUUUUUAAUGAAAUGCUGUUUCUAAUCAAUAAUGAGUAUUUCUUACCAUUGAUGCGACUAUUUUUUUAUAAUCGAACGUUUGUCUGCGAGCCAGAUGCAGCCAUCAAUAGAGCCACAUCUGGCUCGCAAUUCAUAGGUUCCCGACCCCUGAUAUAGACAGAUACUUAUUUUUCAGAAAAAAACAAGAUGAAAUAGCUACAUGCUUCUCGAGCUUCAUCUGCAAAGACAGCAACGACGAGUCUAGGAUGAAAACCUUGUUGGCUUAUGGAGUCAGAAUCGCCAGUAAGCACUUCUUCUUUUUUUAAUAAUUGUUUCCUAAAAAUUUGCUAAGAGCUUUGUCGAUGGUUUAAGUUAGGUCUUUUUAAUGACUUGCAGCUUUAUUUCAAUGUCCGUGCCAUUGACAUAGAUUUAUUAUCUAACUGGUCGGUCUUUGCUCUUCACCUGUGCACUAUAUAAAGCUCAAAGUUCUACGUCUUCCGUUUUAUGCAGCGAUGGUAGGCCUUUGCUUAUCUGCACUUACGAAACACCGUAUGAGACAGAAAGAAGAGAGGAAGAGAGAUAGAGAGCUUCGACGUACUAAGCGUCACGUACCUUCGUUUGUUGACUUAUCACUAGAACUUUUAAGGCGUUAAAUUUUUACUAUCUUCAUUAAAAAAAACGCUCUUUAUGUUAAACUUGAGAACAUGAUUCUCCCGCCUUUAGUAUUGUUUAACGUAGGGCGAUGGUAAGGAGUCCUUUUUUGUUCUCCUGGUUGAUAACAGUUCUAGGUGUGGUUCAAUUUAUCAAAGUAUUUACUGCUGUUCAAUUUUAGUAUUUUUUAGUCAGUUCAGCUUAAAGUUCAAAUAAAUGUUAGUUUGACCAAAGAAGGAAAUAUAAUUGAUUUAUUCGAUCGCAAGUUUAGACUUUAACAAAAAAAUCAGUUUAUGUAAAAAUGCAAUAUGUAAAUUGUGUUUAAAAAUUUUUUUCAGACGCAGAGUCCUUAAAUUUGGCAUUGACCAUCAGCGUUUUCUACACGCCAUUGAUCCUCAGUACUGUCACAGCAUUUGUCUUAGCUUAGAUAUUAAUUAUCCUUGAACCAACCAUAAAGUGUACUCUCAUAGUACGCUGUAACAAAUAAAUAUUACAAAAAAAAAAAAAGUUUAACAGACAAGUGGUGAAAAAUUUCUUAGAACUUGUCUUUUAAAAAGUUUUUUUUUUAAAAAGCAAUAAAAAAUUAACGAAUGACGGUAGAAGAACACGUUAAAAAAACAUAAUUGCUAAAUAGUUUUAGAACCCCUGUCAUAAUUGUGUCCUUGACUGAAAAAUUAAAACCUUAAAAUAAAAAUUACUGAUUAUUAUAGAUUUAUGUAAUCACAAAUAAAUUUUAUUCUGAAUAAGAAGAGAACAGAGUAAAAUCCUUUGGCGAUUAAGGAGUACUAAAGGCAAUAAAAAAAAUUUUCAAAAUUAAAAUAUAUUUUAGCACUACAUUGCCAAUUAGAGGAAAAUGUAAUGUUCUUUUGCUCCAAAAUGAAAUAUGUCAAAUAUUUACAUGAUAAGAAUCAAGACAGUGUAUUUUUGAAAAUGUAUUUUCUCUUUGUAACAUCCUGUGUUUAUAUUUGAGAAGAUAUUAAAUUCCGUAUAUCAAAUAAAACUUAAUGAAAACUACCA